Molecule: messenger RNA, 1549 nt
Organism: Quercus robur (English oak)
Lineage: Eukaryota; Viridiplantae; Streptophyta; Magnoliopsida; Fagales; Fagaceae
Product: UPF0481 protein At3g47200-like
Exons: 1
Coding region: 1-1308 (435 amino acids)
Source: RefSeq, a predicted model, not a curated record
AUGAACUUGGAGAUUAAUGAAGUUUCCAAGAUGGUGCUCACUAGUGCUGUUGACAUUCCAAUAGUCAUGGAAAAUAAUCCUAUGUGUGAAGAGUUGAUCAUUGACGUUCCACUAGUCAUGGAGCCAGUCCAGUGGCGUGAGUGUUGCAUCUACAAGGUUCCCAAGAAACUUCGCCAGGUAAAAAAAGAGGCCUAUACUCCAAAGCUAAUCUCAAUAGGCCCUUUUCACCAUGGUGAAAAAGAUUUGAGAGGUGAAAAAGAAUUAAGGGACGAGGAAAAUGAAAAUGUACCGAGGGAUAUGGAAAUGCUGAAAGUGAGAUACUUCAAGGAUUUCUGUUAUAGGACUGGAAAAUGCCAAAAGGAAAUAGCUAGGAUCAUUGAAGAAAAUGAAGUAAAGAUUCGCCAUUGUUAUGCAGAGAUCUCUAAACUAAACAGCGAAGACUUCGUGAAAAUGGUUCUAGUGGAUUCAACCUUUAUCAUUGAGCUCUUCUUGAGGAGACAAGAAAAUGAGAAGAGGAGCCAAGAAAAUGAGAAGAGGAGUAAGAGGAGUCAAGAAAAUGAGCCCCUCUUGAAGAAUGAUGCGAAGAAAGAAGAUGAAAAGGAUUAUAUAUUAAGUAAACCAUGGCUAGAGGAGGGCAUCAAGCAAGAUUUGAUGCUACUUGAGAACCAACUUCCAUUUUUUAUUCUUAAGGAGUUAUAUGAUCAAAUUUCCUAUUCUGGGAAAAACAAUGAAAUUUCCUUUCUUGAUCUUGCUUGUGGGUAUUUUUCUUUUUCUAAGUCAAAAGUACCAGAUGGGAAGGAAGUAAAACAUUUUACUGAUUUGGUCAGAUAUUCCUACUGUCCAUCUAUUCAAUACGACAAGGGAGACACUAUUAGUCAUCUAUAUAGUGCAACAAAGCUGUACGGGGCAGGAGUAAUGUUCAGAAAUAUUGAUAAAGAGAGUAGGUUACUUGACAUUCAAUUCAAGAAAUUGCCGAUCUUGGAAAUAUUUCCUUGCUUCAAUAUCUCGUGGUUCUUAAAUUGCUUACCGUGCUUAAAAUGGUUUCCAUGCUUGGAAUGUAUGCAAACUUUGUUGAAGGUCCCAACAUUAACUGUAGAUGAUGCAACUGAGGUCAGUUUCCGUAACCUCAUGGCAUUGGAGCAAUGCCAUUAUCCAUCUGAAUCUUAUAUAUGCAACUAUAUUGUGCUGUUGGAUUAUCUUAUCAACACUAGAGAAGAUGUGGAGUUGUUCGUUGAAAAUAAGAUUAUAAUUAAUGGGUUAGGCAGCAAUGAAGCAGUUGCCAAUUUAGUAAACGACCUAGGCCUUUAAAUUGUGGCAAAUCAUUCCUAUUACGGAGAAAUGGCUGAAAAGCUUAAUAAGCACUAUGAUAAUUGUUUCAACCAUAAUAUGGGAACUUUUACAAGUACCUAUUGCUCCAAUCUUUGGAGAGGCACUCUAACUGUUGUUGGGCUUGUAGUCUUUGUAUUUUCUAUCUGGAGUACGAUUAAAUAGAUUAAGUCCACUGCGUCUGAUCAGCUUGUGAUUCCCUCUUGUUCCUAAUAGGGUCGUU